Tachysurus fulvidraco (yellow catfish) is the source of this 3984-nucleotide messenger RNA. RefSeq names its product bone morphogenetic protein/retinoic acid inducible neural-specific 3b (gene brinp3b). The transcript is spliced from 7 exons. NCBI's taxonomy places the organism in Eukaryota, Metazoa, Chordata, Actinopteri, Siluriformes, Bagridae. Gene Ontology annotation, biological process: negative regulation of mitotic cell cycle; positive regulation of neuron differentiation. The coding region runs from base 576 to 2810 and encodes 744 amino acids. The record is from RefSeq and is a predicted model, not a curated record.
UAAAAUGCAGAGCGUUUCCAAAGUGCACUAGGCGCGCGUGCACUUCUCUCACCCUGCAGAUAAGGGAAAUGGGAAAUGCAUCAUUUUUUUUCGUCCUCCACGCGCGCGGUCACAGUGAACUUCACCGUGUUUCCCAAUCGGAAUUGUUUUGGAGGACCACGAAGAUUAGACGGAUCCGAUUUUACUCUGAUAUGACACUUUUCUAAGCUGUCAGUAUCAGUAGACACCGUGUGUGGAUCUCGCGCGUACUCUGCAGAUAACCAGUCGUGCUUGCCGCGUACUUUACGCGCAUUGGACUUAUCUAACUGGGGUCGCAUCGAAUCGGGGACAUUUCUUUAAUAAACGUGCAUUUAGGUGGAAAAAAGUUAGUUUGCUUGUUGAGCUGAGAAAAAAAAGGACUACAAAAUAAGGUAAGCUGUAUGGAUGAUGUAAAUGCGACCACCUGUACCGGCUCUGUUAUUGACUUAACGUGCAUCUGUGAAGCCUGACACGGACUUGACACGCGAGGUACGUUCACGUAACCUUGCUGUUGCAAAUCUGGGAAAGCGCGACGGGGAUGCGGCACGCGCGGAUGCAUGGCCAGGCACGGUGCUCUCCGCGCGCUGCUCCUGCUGCUGCUGCUCGUGGCCGCGGGGGCGUGCGCAGGGGCCGCGGAACGCCUCGCGUGGCUCCUGGCGGACAAGGGGCCGUUCCGCCGUGCGCACGAGUUCACCGACUUCUCCGAGCGACACCAACACGGCUUCACCACCCGCUACAAGAUUUACAGGGAGUUCGGUCGAUGGAAGGUAAACAACUUGGCUGCGGAGAGGCAGGAAGCAGUACCCUUUGACCCUGAGUUUGUGCGCAACAUCAGGCAGCUGGGGCGGCGGCCCAACCUGCAGACGAUCGCGGACAAUAUCAUCAAGAAGUAUGGCACGCACUUCCUGGUCUCAGCCACUCUUGGAGGCGAGGAAUCCUUGACUAUUUUCGUGGAUAAGAGGAAGCUGAGAGAAGCUCCUUCAAGCAGAGAUGCCGCUAACAGCACGCUGACACUCGAGGCCCUCCAUCACCUCGCCGCCUCCUACUUCAUCGACCGAGACAGCACGCUGAGGAAACUGCACCACCUUCAGAUCGCCUCGGCGGCCAUCAAGGUAACUGAGACAAGGACCGGCCCACUCGGCUGUAGCAACUACGACAACCUCGACUCCGUCAGCUCCGUUUUGGUCCACAGCCCCGAGAACAGAAUUCAGCUCCAAGGCCUCCAGGUUCUUUUGCCGGAGUACCUCAGGAGCCGGUUCGUGCAAGUGGCUCUGAGUUACAUUGGAUGCAACGGCGAAGGCCAGUUCACAUGCCGGGACAAUGACUGCUGGUGUCAGUGUAGUGAAGGACAUCCGCAGUGCAACUGCCCCCAAGCCAGCCUCCGAGCACAAUACAGCAACCUGGAGCACAUCAACCAAGCCUGGAAUCAAACCAACCAAGAGUUUGAGCAAUCAGAUGAGUUCCAGGCUUUCAUGGUCCAAUUGUCGACACAUGCAGCCCUGAAUUUGUCAUCGGUGUGGCGCGCAUGGAGGAGUGAUGCGUUGCUGCUAAAGCGCUACAGGAAGUUGGAGAGCGAAACCGUUUCCCUCCUCAAUAAGGCACAAGAAUGCGCCGCUAAGCUCUUCAGCCUCAGCCGGAGGUGUCGCUCACAACCCAAAAUAAUCCUGCCGCGGGAAAGGCGUCUCAGUUACUGGCUACAACGCGCCCUUUCCCUUCUGUACUGCGCUGAAGCCGACAGUCCGGGAAUCUACUCGGAGGUCAUGCGUAGCUGCGUGUGCCCGGGUGGACACCUAACCUGCCAGGGUUUGAUCCCUUGUUCAGUGGGUACAGGAAGUCGUUGUGCAUCAUGCUCUCUAGAAAAUAGAACGCGCUGCUCAAGCUGCAACAGUGGUUUUGCGUUAAGCCAUGGAUUGUGCCGUCCUGCUGCUCCAAGCCCCACCAAGCAGUAUCUCGGCACUGAGAUGGAAAUGCCCGACUUGGAGUUGCGUGAUCUACUAGAGCAGCGCGACAGCCAACUAGCCUUAUCCGCUGUCUUCAUCAGCAGCGAUGUCAAACUCAACACCUGGUUUGAACCUUCGUGGAGAAAAAGGAUGCUCCUGACUCUAAAGAGCAAUAAAUCCAAGUCAAGUCGAGUGCACAUGCUGCUAGGAAUUUCGGUGCAGAUUUGUAUGACUAAGAACUCGACCCUGGAGCCGACGCUCUCCGUUUCGGUGAACCCGUUCGGCGGGAGUCACUCGGAGAGCUGGACAAUGCCAAUGAACCAAAAUGGGUACCCCGAUUGGGAGAAAGCGAGGUUAGAUACCCCGACGGACUGCAACAACUGGACUUUGUCGUUGGGAAACCGCUGGAAGAGCUUCUUUGAAACGAUCCAUUUCUACCUGAGGAGCCGAAUCCAGAGUGACGGUGCUCAAGGGAACGAGACAGCCGAACCCGAGGCAGUGAACAGAAACGGCUCACACCAUUCCGGCUACAUGAAAAUAAACAAAAUUCAGCUGUUCGGAUAUAGCGUGCACUUUGACCCGGAAGCCAUUCGAGAUUUGAUCUUGCAACUGGACUAUCCGUACACACAGGGAUCUCAGGACUCAGCGCUGCAGGAGUUGAUGGAGAUCCGAUACCGAGUCAAUCGUUUAUCUCCUGCCGGAGCGAUGCCUCUGGACCUUUUCUCGUGUCUUCUCCGACACAGACUCAAACUCUUGACUUCGGAGGUGUCGCGAAUACUCGUGGCUCUGCAGGCUUUUGGCACCAAACACAGAUACUACACAGAGUACGAAGCAGUCAAACUUUGUAGCUAACAAGAAAUAUUCAGAUCGAUUUAUUACAACGGAAUGUUGACAGUCUGAUGUUUUGUUUUUAUUAUUAUUAUUAUUAUUAUUAUUAUUAUUAUUAUUAUUAUUAUUAUUAUUGUUAUUAUUAUAACAGAACUGCUGGUUUUCAGUGUUUGAUAUAGAUGUUUUACUCUACAUAGACAUAUUUGUAUUCAAUGUCAGACUUAGAUCAAAAUGAAACACAAACAUUUCACCUGAAAUACAAAUGUCUGUUUUUUCAAAAAAAAAAAAGGAAGAAGAAAAAAAUCCCAUCAAUGAUUGAUGUUAUUAAAUAAAAUGGGUAAAAAUCCUAUUUUACAAGUGCCUUAAAUGGUGUAUAGCGACUUUAUGGAGCUCCACAACGCUGUGCUCGUUGGUAUGCAUGGUUGCUUUUUCUUUUCCACUGUUCUCUAUAAUCAAGAAUACAGUCAUAUUCAUUGUUCGAAAUAAUUUGUUUAAUUAUUGCAUUUCCACUGCACAGCAGGCCACAGCUGGAGAAAUGUACACACUAAGAUUAAGAUUACUCUUUGAACAAUCUCAAAGUGCUCUUAAUGUACUUUGGAGAUCAUCUCUGCAGCAUUUUUAAGAAGCUACAACUCUGCGUUCAGUAAAUAGCCGUCGAUGAUUGUUGAAUGUUGACUGUGAAUCUGUCGUUUUCUUUCUCAAAUAGCUUUGCGGCUACGUGCGGUUCUUUUCUCUUUCUUUUUUUUUAUAUUCGUUCUCCUCGAAUGUGAACGAGAAAUGUCUCUCGGGUAAUUUGAGGUUAAGCGCAACUGGUGAGCACUUAAUACAGAAAUUGCACACUUUUGUAUUCAGAGGUGGAGAAAUAAAGUCCAUUUAUUCAUGUGAAGGAUCAUUGUGUGACACUUUAAGAAGGAAGGAGUAUCCAGUGUCAGCUCUUGUGUCAGCACUUUGUAACAGUGAGGUUUUCCCCCACAGGAAAGUCUACAUGUUUUUUGUUUGUUUGUUUGUUUGUUUGUUUCAAGCAUUUUGUUUUUUAACUUUCUCACAUCGCCAGAGAGCCUAAUAAAAGAGCAAUGUACGGCUGCUAGAUCGUAAACAAUCCCUAACCUGUUUAGCAGAAGUUCUGUUACUUUAAAUGUAACUGCAAACAGAUUAAAAUUGUGACGUUCAGUUUGUUAACAAAUUAAAAUUUUUUAUC